This is a messenger RNA of Knipowitschia caucasica, 2559 nucleotides long. The record is from the annotation of a GenBank genome assembly. NCBI's taxonomy places the organism in Eukaryota, Metazoa, Chordata, Actinopteri, Gobiiformes, Gobiidae.
AUGAAGAAGUACCGACAUUGCGUUGGUGCAGGGGGAACAUGGAAACAGUUGCGCCGCUACGUUGGUUCCCCCCUGUGCGUGUGGAGCCAGCUGGUCAUUAUGGGAAAGAAGAGGGGGAAAGACCGGAGCUCCAGGGACGAUGAGGAUAUUGACCUGUCAGGUCCGUCCUGUCGACAUAUCAAAAAGGGAACAGACCAAGCGCUUGUGAAAAGGCUCUCUGGCUGUGAAGACUGGACACACUGCCAGGAUUGUACUAGUAAAGAGGAGAAGAAAGAGAAGGACAAUGGCCCGUCACAGGAAACGCAAACAGAGGAGGUUGAACUGGUGUGGAUGUGCCUCAAAUGCGGACACAGGGGCUGCGGUCGACAUUCUGAAAACAAACACGCCAUUAAGCAUUACGAGACCCCACGAUCAGAUCCUCAUUGCCUCGUGGUCAGUCUGGACAACUGGGCCGUGUGGUGUUAUAUCUGUGAUGACGAGGUGCAGUUCUCUCAAACCGGACACUUAGCUCAGCUCCUGACCAAUCUGAGGAAACUCUCCUCCACUGAGCCGACAAAGAGGCCACCCCAGAAAACUAAAGAGGUUUCAGAGGUGGAGCUCAAACUGGACACUCUAACACUGGAAGAGAGUGUGGAGCAGGAAGACAACGAAAAUCCAGAGAAUAAAGAAAAUCCAGAGACUAAAGAAAAUCCAGAGAAUAAAGCGCAUCAGCCCAAAAGCCAGCAGUCCAGUGCCACGCAGGCGGACAGGGUCCCGGUGAAGGGCCUGAGCAACCUGGGCAACACUUGCUUCUUCAACGCCGUCAUCCAGAAUCUUUCCCAAACACACAUCUUAAGAGACACACUGAACGCAGUCAUAGAGAAGAUGGCAUUGGACAUUGCACCAGAUGCUUCCUCAAAUCUGGAGCCGGUGACGGUCCGUCUGGAGCGAUCGGGACCUCUAACAUUAACCAUGUGUCAGCUGCUCAAUGAAAUCCAGGAAUCCAAAAAGAACGUCAUCACACCACGCGACCUAUUCACGCAAGUUUGUAAAAAGGCUGCCAGGUUUCGGGGCUUCCAGCAGCAGGACAGUCAGGAGCUGCUGCGGUACCUGCUGGACGGGAUGAGAGCGGAGGAGAGCAAAAGGGUGGGGUCAGCGCUGUUUGAGGCGUUAAAAGAAGCCAAAACGACGAGCGAAGAUCAGUUGAAAACACUUGUCAAAGAGUAUGAGAAGAAGGCAUUCCCCAAGAACGUCGUGGAUCAGGUUUUUGGUGGGGAAACGACCAGCACUGUCAUGUGUCAGCAGUGCAAGACGGUGUCAGUGGUCAAAGAAAUGUUCCUUGAUCUUUCACUUCCUGUUUCAGAUGAGGCCUACAGAAAAAAGUUUCAGAAAAAACCAGCUUUUCAAAAGUCCAGUGACGCUGAAGAAAGUGAGAGCCCCGUUUUGACCAAUGGCACAGACGACAUUCCCAGUGGCAGCAAAUACCAACAGAAGAAGGCCAAGAAGCAGGCCAAGAAGCAAGCCAAGAACCAAAGACGACAACAGAAGCUAGACAGCAAGAGCUCAUUGGACAUCCUCUGCUCCCCUCAAAGCAACGGCACGGGUCCCGACCAAGAGGACAAAGUGGAGAACGGAGAGGAACCAGGACCCCUCACCAAGUCUGAACCGGAAGAGCCCACCACCACAGACGGCAACAGUGAAGAAGGGGAGGAGGGCGAGGGGUCCAGCACGAGUAACCGCUUCAUCACACUGUCAGAGGCACAGCCCAACGGCAGCGCUGUGGAGGGGGUCACCACGCCAGGCUCCACCUCAGAGGGGGUCACCACGCCAGGCUCCGACUCAGAGGGGAACGUGGAGAACGGAGAUCUGGACAAAGCCUUUUUAGAAGAUGAGGCCAACACGGAGCAGUACCAUGAAGAGCCCGAGCAGCCAGAAGAGCCCGAGCAGCCCACCGAGUAUAUGGUGGUGAACCAGGACCCCGACUCGGCCUUCCGCACCCUGGCCCAGAGGACUGCCCCAGAAAAGCAGGAGUGUUCGAUCCAGUCCUGCCUGUUCCACUUCAGCGAGGUGGAGACGCUAAGCCAGAACAACAGCCUGCUCUGUGUCACCUGCACCAAGAGAAGCCACGCUGACCCACAGAAGGUGUACACUGAAGCCCUGAAGCAGAUGCUGAUCUCCUCUCCUCCUCCAGUGCUCACUCUUCAUCUGAAACGCUUUCAACAGAACGGCUUCAGCAUCUGUAAAGUAAAUCGGCACGUCCAAUUCCCCAGCAUACUGGACUUGGCUCCUUUCUGCGCUCUCAACUGCAAGAGCACGGCUGAGGGGGACUCUCAGAUCCUCUAUAGCCUCUAUGGGAUCGUGGAGCACAGCGGGACAAUGCGCUCCGGGCAUUACACGGCCUACGUCAAAGCACGGCCACGAUGCGCCCCAUUGGAGUCCAACGGCGUUUCAGCACAAGGUGACACAGAGGCCCCCAAAGGCUCCUGGUUCCACAUCAGCGACACCAGCGUUCAGCCUGUAAGCGAGGGGAAAGCCCUAGGCUGCCAGGCCUACCUACUCUUCUAUGAGAGGAUCCAAUAG